Messenger RNA from Abrus precatorius (Indian licorice), 491 nucleotides. RefSeq lists its product as uncharacterized. The record is from RefSeq and is a predicted model, not a curated record. The transcript has a single exon. The coding region runs from base 138 to 491 and encodes 117 amino acids. Lineage: Eukaryota; Viridiplantae; Streptophyta; Magnoliopsida; Fabales; Fabaceae.
AACAAUAAAUAAUACCAAUAAAAUACAACUAGAAAAAGCAAAUCAACCAACCAACCACCUAUUUUAGCUUCAUUCUUUCUCAAUUCUCACCUUAAAACACCAUAGUUUUUUCACUCUUGGCUAGUUUGGUUCCCAUCAUGGAAUUCAGAUCCAAAUCAUGUAGGGAUGAGAGUCUUCAGAUUGAAAGCUACACUGGAGGAAGAAGGGUGGCCCCGACAAGCAUGAAAGAUCUGAGGUGUUACAGUGCAAAUUAUGCUGCUUCAUCUGCUUAUCCAAACAAGAUAGCUAAGGAAGCAAAGGUGGAUAAAGGGAAAAGCACAGUUGGCAAAGCUUCAAAAAGUUGGAGCUUUAAUGACCCUGAAUUGCAGAGGAAAAAGAGAGUAGCUGGCUAUAAAGUAUACGCUGUUGAAGGGAAAAUGAAAGGCUCUCUGAGGAAGAGCUUAAGGUGGAUCAAGAACACAUACACACAAGCUGUCAAUGGAUGGUUGUGA